This is a messenger RNA of Bursaphelenchus xylophilus (pine wood nematode), 740 nucleotides long. Lineage: Eukaryota; Metazoa; Nematoda; Chromadorea; Rhabditida; Aphelenchoididae. The record is from the annotation of a GenBank genome assembly.
AUGCUCAGGCCCUUCUACUGGCCAAGUUUCAAGAAAUUUGGUGAUGGUCGUUGCAACAAUGUCCGGGCCCCUUGGAGGGAAGCUUCAAGUACGCGCGACGCCAUAACUAGGGAUACACUUGGCCAAUUAUAAAAUAAUUCCCGCCGGGACCCAAAGCAAAUUUGAAAUUAUUCGUGUGUACGGUAGAAAAAUAUUUUUUGUUGGAGGACGAGACAUUUUCUUGUUUUGUUGAUAGUACUGCAAGGUAUUUGGUAAGUCGAGUGUGUGUAUUUUGUUUGAUUUUGUUGAUUUUUGUGUAAUAAAGAUAUAACUUUGUCCAUUUAUUGUUUAUGUGCCGCAUUACGGUUUCAAGGCCGAAUUAUUACCUUUCUGGCGGCUCCGGUUUUAGCUAUCGCAACACGGAAGAUAAUCUCUGCCCAAUCGUUGGUCCGGAACAAAGAGGUAUGUUGUUUUUGCUAAUUUUGAGGUGUGUUUUUGGUUUUAGAACAAAAAGUUACCUGUUUUUCUCUGAAAUCUUUGGGAGAAUCACUUUUCGGUCAAUAAGGGCCUAAUUUUUUGUUGUUUUUAAUACUAAGGGUGCUUUUCAGUGGAUUUCACUGUACCAACCAAUGAAGAACAGCAUGGUUAACACAGAGAAGGAUGGUCCACUGGCAGAUGAGGCGUCAGAAAGAAAGGAGAAGGCCCUCAAAAAAUGCGAAACUAAUAGAAUAGCCAUUGUGAAAAAAGGAAAAGUGAUGUAG